Molecule: messenger RNA, 4684 nt
Organism: Arabidopsis arenosa
Lineage: Eukaryota; Viridiplantae; Streptophyta; Magnoliopsida; Brassicales; Brassicaceae
Source: the annotation of a GenBank genome assembly
GCUUUCCUCAAAAGCAUUUCUGUUUCUCGUCGUCGGAGCCCGACGACAGAUCUCUGAAUCGCUGGAGAAACAUAAUGAUUGAGUUUGGCCUCUAUCUGUGAAGGGUAUAUGCUCUGGCUUUAUCUACCUUAAAUUCUGCCAGGAAGAUUGUGAGCAUUGAAGUGCCUUGCGCUCUGGCUGAAGAUUUGAGCUGAUUAAAUGGGUCGCCUAAAGUUGCAUUCUGGAAUCAAGGCCAUUGAGGAAGAGCCUGAGGACUUUGAGAGUACUGAUUCAAGUAAUACAACCACUUUAGCAUGCAUGAUUGAUACGGAAAUUGCUGCUGUUUUAGCGGUUAUGAGAAGAAAUGUUAGAUGGGGAGGUCGAUACAUGUCUGGUGAUGAUCAACUAGAACACUCGUUGAUUCAGUCACUUAAAGCUCUUAGAAAACAGGUGUUCUCAUGGAACCAGCCAUGGCAUACGAUUAGUCCCAUGUUGUAUCUUCAGCCCUUUCUUGAUGUGAUACGGUCGGAUGAAACUGGAGCACCGAUAACCAGCAUUGCUUUGUCAUCAGUUUACAAGAUCUUAAAUCUGAAUGUAAUUGAUCAAAAUACUGCAAAUAUUGAAGACGCUAUGCACUUGGUAGUUGAUUCUGUGACAAGCUGUCGAUUUGAGGUGACAGAUCCUGCAUCAGAAGAGGUUGUGCUAAUGAAGAUACUUCAGGUUCUUCUAGCAUGCAUGAAAAAUAAAGCAUCAGUUAUGCUAAGCAAUCAGCAUGUAUGCACUGUCGUCAACACUUGUUUUCGUGUUGUCCACCAAGCAGGAAUGAAAGGUGAGUUACUGCAACGUGUAGCUCGCCACACGAUGCAUGAACUAGUGAGGUGUAUCUUCUCGCAUCUCCCAGAUGUUGACAGAACAGAAAGUACACUUGUCAACAGAGCUGGAAGCAUCAAACAAGAGAAAGCUGGAGUAGACAGUGAUUAUGCCAUUGUGAGUAAACCAGUCGAGGAUGGAAAUGCUAAUUCCGAGUAUGAUAAUGAAAAUUCUGUGGCAACUUUUGCAACUGGUGCUCAAAGUUUGAUGGAUGAUGGACUCGUUGGCCCUGGAAGCAGAAAGCCGGCGUCUCCAUAUGAUUUGCAUAUAAUGACAGAGCCAUACGGAGUCCCAAGUAUGGUGGAAAUAUUUCACUUCUUGUGCUCUUUGUUAAAUGUGGUCGAACAUGUUGGGAUGGGAUCCCGAUCAAACACCAUAGCAUUUGAUGAAGAUGUGCCUCUGUUUGCAUUGAACUUGAUCAACUCAGCCAUUGAAUUGGGUGGAUCGUCCAUCCGCCAUCACCCAAGAUUGUUGAGCUUAAUUCAAGAUGAGUUAUUUCGUAACUUGAUGCAAUUCGGAUUGUCAAUGAGCCCCCUUAUUCUUUCGAUGGUUUGCAGCAUUGUGCUCAAUUUGUAUCAACAUCUACGUACUGAACUCAAACUGCAGCUUGAGGCAUUCUUUUCAUGUGUGAUUCUAAGGCUUGCUCAAGGAAAAUAUGGGCCCUCGUAUCAGCAGCAAGAGGUUGCUAUGGAGGCUCUUGUGAACUUUUGUAGGCAGAAGAGUUUUAUGGUGGAAAUGUAUGCCAAUCUCGAUUGUGAUAUAACUUGCAGCAACGUGUUUGAGGAGCUGUCUAACCUUCUAUCGAAGAGCACAUUUCCUGUGAACUGUCCUUUGUCCGCAAUGCACAUUCUUGCUCUGGAUGGCCUAAUCGCUGUUAUUCAGGGAAUGGCCGAGAGGAUAAGUAAUGGAUUGACUGGUCUGGACUUGGGUCCUGUCCAUCUUGAUGAGUACACACCUUUCUGGAUGGUUAAGUGUGACAACUAUAGUGAUCCAAAUCACUGGGUUUCAUUUGUCCGCAGGAGAAAAUAUAUCAAGAGAAGGUUAAUGAUUGGAGCAGAUCAUUUUAACAGGGAUCCAAAGAAGGGGUUAGAGUUUCUCCAAGGCACACACCUUUUGCCUGACAAACUUGAUCCCCAAAGUGUAGCUUGCUUUUUCAGAUAUACUGCUGGGCUUGAUAAGAACCUUGUUGGGGAUUUUCUUGGAAAUCAUGACGAAUUUUGUGUUCAAGUUCUCAAUGAGUUUGCUGGGACUUUUGAUUUCCAGUACAUGAAUCUGGAUACUGCACUCCGACUCUUCUUGGAAACCUUUAGGUUGCCUGGAGAAUCACAGAAAAUACAGAGGGUGCUUGAGGCGUUCUCUGAAAGAUACUAUAUGCAAUCUCCUGAGAUUCUGGCCAAUAAGGAUGCUGCUCUUGUGUUAUCAUACUCUAUUAUCAUGCUUAACACUGAUCAGCACAACGUUCAAGUAAAGAAAAAGAUGACAGAAGAGGAUUUCAUUCGCAAUAAUAGGCAUAUCAAUGGAGGAAAUGACCUACCUCGAGAAUUUUUGUCUGAACUCUUUCACUCCAUCUGCAACAAUGAGAUCAGGACUACUCCAGAACAAGGUGCAGGCUUUCCUGAAAUGACUCCCAGCCGUUGGAUUGAUUUGAUGCAUAAAUCAAAGAAAACUGCUCCAUAUAUUAUGGCUGAUUCAAGGGCUUAUCUUGACCAUGAUAUGUUUGCUAUCAUGUCUGGUCCAACCAUUGCUGCCAUAUCUGUCGUUUUUGACCAUGCAGAACAUGAAGACGUUUAUCAGACAUGCAUUGAUGGAUUCUUGGCUAUUGCUAAAAUUUCUGCCUGCCAUCAUCUUGAAGAUGUGCUUGAUGAUCUGGUUGUAUCUCUCUGCAAAUUCACAACUCUGUUGAAUCCAUCAUCUGUUGAUGAACCGGUUCUUGCAUUCGGUGACGACGCAAAAGCAAGAAUGGCUACUAUCACUAUUUUUACCAUUGCAAACAAAUAUGGAGAUUAUAUACGUACGGGUUGGAGGAACAUAUUGGACUGUAUCUUACGGCUACAUAAACUUGGACUUCUGCCAGCUCGUGUAGCCAGUGAUGCAGCUGAUGAAUCUGAACUUUCAUCUGAGCAAGGACAAGGAAAGCCCCUUGCGAAUUCCCUAUCUUCAGCUCAUCUACAGUCAAUGGGAACUCCAAGGAGAUCUUCCGGAUUGAUGGGAAGGUUUAGUCAGCUUCUUUCCCUUGAUACAGAAGAGCCAAGAUCACAGCCUACUGAACAACAGCUUGCAGCUCAUCAACGAACACUUCAAACAAUUCAGAAAUGUCACAUUGACAGCAUAUUUACCGAAAGCAAGUUUCUACAAGCUGAAUCUUUGCUGCAGCUUGCACGUGCUCUCAUUUGGGCUGCAGGUAGGCCACAAAAAGGAACCAGUUCUCCAGAGGAUGAGGAUACUGCAGUUUUUUGUCUGGAAUUGCUUAUUGCAAUCACUCUGAACAACAGAGACAGGAUCGUUCUCCUAUGGCAAGGCGUCUAUGAACAUAUAGCUACAAUUGCUCAGUCAACGGUGAUGCCCUGCAACUUAGUGGAUAAAGCUAUUUUUGGUCUACUUCGGAUCUGCCAGAGACUACUUCCUUAUAAAGAAAGCCUAGCUGAUGAGCUUUUGAGAUCUCUUCAGCUUGUGCUGAAACUGGAUGCACGAGUUGCUGAUGCCUAUUGUGAGCAAAUUGCAAUUGAAGUCAGCCGUCUUGUGAAAGCCAAUGCUAAUCACAUCAGGUCUCAGGCGGGUUGGAGAACAAUCACAUCCUUACUCUCCAUCACAGCGAGGCACCCAGAAGCUUCUGAAGCAGGAUUUAAUGCUGUAUCCUUUGUUAUGUCGGAAGGAACUCACCUGUAUCCAGCCAAUUAUGUACUCUGUGUUGAUGCUGCAAGACAGUUUGCUGAAUCCCGCGUGGGACAGUCCGAACGGUCUAUCCGUGCACUUGAUCUAAUGGGAGAUUCAUUAGAAUAUUUGGCUAAAUGGGCUCUCUCAGCUAAGGAAAACAUGGGAGAAGAAGAUUUCGGGAAGAUGUCACAAGAUAUUGGGGAAAUGUGGUUAAGGCUUGUUCAAGGACUAAGAAAAGUGUGUUUAGACCAGAGAGAGGAUGUCCGAAACCACGCGUUACAUUCAUUACAGAAGUGUUUAGGCGGAGUAGACGGGAUCAACCUAGCUCAUAGCAUGUGGUCUCAAUGCUUUGACAAGGUAAUCUUCACGGUUUUAGAUGACUUACUUGAGAUAGCUGGUGGGUCACAGAAAGACUACCGAAACAUGGAAGGCACAUUGCUUCUCGCAAUCAAACUUCUCUCCAAAGUGUUUCUCCAGCAACUCCAAGAGCUGUCUCAGUUAUCAACCUUCUGCAAGCUAUGGCUCGGUGUUCUAACCCGAAUGGAGAAAUACAUGAAAGUGAAAGUAAGGGGCAAAAAAAGCGACAAGCUUCAAGAAUCAGUGCCAGAGCUUCUAAAGAACAUAUUGCUCGUAAUGAAAACGAAAGGCGUGCUUUUGCAAAGAAGUGCUCUUGGUGGAGAUAGCUUAUGGGAACUAACAUGGCUUCAUGUAAACAACAUUGCUCCUUCUAUGCGACUCGAGCUAUUCCCUGAUGCAGAAUCCUCACAGCUUGGUGAUGAUGAAACUGUAUCGAAUGGCUUAUCAUCUCCUGAAGCUGGAGCAAACACAACUGGUUCGUGACGUUAUAAGUGAGAUCAUUAGGUGAGUUUCUUUUGAAAAUCCAUACAAGUACUGUGAAAGUGAAAAGCUUGUUAUGUAACACCUCUCUACGUUUUUUUUGUAAUAUAUAAGUGUUUCUAAU